AUAAACAAAACGACCGACCAAGCGACCUACCCAACCAAACCAAUGCACGGUAUUUUGGAUGCUACCACCACCAACAACAACAACAGAAACAACAACUCCCAUAACAACAACCACUCAACUCACCUUACCCUGCUUCUUCUUCAAGUGUAAUCGCUUCUUGUUGGGCCAUUUUAUAAACGACUUUUGUUGCCUAGAUGUGAGGCCCUUAAUGUAAUACGUUUUUUCAAUUCUUGUGACCAGUGAAAAGUCCAGACCAGUUGCCCAGCUAUGGCUACAUCUAUACUCACCGAUUGUAGCAGCUUCCAGGGCUCUACAACCAGUUCUUCCAGUGACAUGAUGACGGGCAGCACAACUGCGGCCUCCUCGUGGUGUGCUAUACCAACCUCAACGCGGAUACGUUUGGUGCGCCUCUUUCGUCCACACACACGACGUGUGUUGGUAACGCCCGGUGCCACGCCUUCUUAUGGUUUCUCGGUAAGAGGUGGCAAAGAAUAUAACACGGGAUUUUUUGUGUCCAACGUGGAUCGCAACAGCGAAGCUGAACAGAAGGGAUUAAGGAUUGGCGAUCAAAUAUUGCGUAUCAAUGGAUUUCGAAUCGAUGAUGCCAUUCACAAGGAAUUCUGCCAACUUGUUACUAGUCAAGAUCGUUUGGUACUGAAAGUGCGCAGUGUGGGCAUGUUGCCAUCGAAAGAAACGGAUUCCGAUAAUCUCUCCUGGAAUGUGGUGAAAAUUCCCAGCAUUAGUAGUACCCCAUCCGAAUGCUCUUUCCAAUCGAGUGCCAGUACAGAUCAUUCCAUGCUGCGCAAUCGCAAUGAACGAGUCGUAAAUAUUGUCCUCAAUGUGGCGCCACGUACCAAACUUGGCUUGGGUAUAUGCAAGGGACCCGAAUGGAAACCUGGGAUUUUCGUACAAUUCACCAAGGAGAAAAGUGUGGCAAGAGAGGCAGGACUACGACCCGGAGAUCAAAUUUUAACUGUCAACAGCAUUGAUUUCUCCGAUGUCCUGUUCAGUGAGGCGGUGGCCGUUAUGAAAAGCUCCAAUAAAUUAGAUAUGACCGUACACAAGGGUGCCGGAUGUGAUCUUUUCCCUGGGGAGUCAAGUGGUUACAACAGUUCUGCCAGCUCUGUGACCGGUGAUCAAAGUCCCUGUUGGGGUGAUGUCAAAUCGAAACGUUUGACUUCGGUAAGAGAAGAAACAAAUGUGACACCACCAUCACCAAACCAUAGCUCGACGAUGGCAAAACCCAACAUUUGGAAUCAGGGUCUAUACGAAAAUGAACCCCGAUCAAGAUCCAAAUCGAAUGCAGAACGUUGCAUGAAAUCCAUGGUCAUUGAUUCCAAUGCCCCGGAUGGUACCAUGAAAAAUUCCUCGAAAUCUCAUAAGGAGAUAAAUAAAACAAUUAUCAAGCUCUCCGAGAGUGGUACAUCCAUGAACAACACCUAUGUGGCCACCAAUCAAACAACAUCACAUGGGAUCAAGGCGGAUCCCAUGUGUCACAGUUCCUUGACAAGUGGCUACAGUGAAAGUGUGUCCAGCAAUGACAAUGAUUACAAUGUUGCCACACUGACAAAGAACAAUCAAUCAGCUGGGGAUAGCAAGAGUACCAUACCACCAGUUCCACCACCAAUUGCCAUACAUAAUUCUAAUGCGCCUAAAAGUAUGCACAGCACACUGAACAGCCAUCAAACACCCACAUUUAAGGAUUCCAACAUUAAAUUGGGUGGCCUGGCCUCGACCAUGCAAAGAUAUGCCACCCUGGCAAAUUAUGUGGCCAUAAAUGAUUUACCCAAUUCCUGCUCCUCCUCCCCCUCCUCCUCAAAACCCAGUGGAGACAACGAACGUGAAACAACAUUACCUUCGGGAUCAAACACUCUUAACGACAACUGCAGUCUAUCAAAUGCCAUUACCGAGGAAUUAAAGAAACGAAGAGCGAAACGCCAACCGAAUUGUCAGCCCUCACAGCGCAGUGAUGGCUUGAACAACAAUUCCACCAGCGUCGCUGGGGAGCAAAAAUCUUCCCCGAAGAGCCAUAAUUCUCACAUUGCCACUGAUGACCAACACAGUGCUCUCAUGAAUGAGUUUAAGCAGGCUCAUAAACGCAUGUUCCGAAAUGGCUUCAAGGAUUCGGAGUCUUCUGAAAAUCAAGACCGUCAAGAAGCUCUUAAACGUACAACGAUGAUGGAUGACCCAACAACAUAUCGGGCAAAAGGCACAAGACCGCCAAGUAAAAUUGAGACGGCGGAAAAAACAAAAGAAAAGACACAACAAGAAACCAGUAACAACAACAGCAGCAACAGCAGCAACAACAUAAAUAACAGCAAUAACACCAACAACAACAUCAGUCACAUACCAAAACCACCGCCCAUGCAGUUGUCACCACCGUCCACGAAUAACAACUUGAAGACCCAACAAUUUUCACAGAAAUCCCAGGCGUUUAAUUCAGCAAAAUCAUCGUCAUCAUCAUUGUAUUCUAAUGAUCUUACGUCUUCCGGUGUUACGCUUAGAUCAUCAAUGUCAUCCGCAAAUGAUGGUAUGGGCCAGAAUAGUGAACUCUAUAGGAAUUCCAAUAGGAACACGACCACCGUGCCACUGCCCAUCAAUCAAAAUCGACAAACAUUAAGAUUGGGCACCGUGACAAUUGGGGAAUAUCAACAGCCAGGUGCUAGAAAAGAACCGGAAAAGUUUGAUUUUAUUGGGUCGACAGCAAAACGUCAGGAAUCGGCAGCAACAUCAGCAUCAUCAUCGCCCACAUAUCAACAUGAAACGCUGCAAAGUGAAUUACACAGCACGCUGUCAAGGUCAAAAUUGAAGAAGACAAAUGGUUCCGUUUUGGAACAUCAGCGUAAUUGUCCAUUACAUCAAAGUCAACAACAACAGCAGCAUCAUCAGCAGCAACAUAAUAAUCAUCAUCACCAUCAUCAACACCAGCAUUCCUCCCAUCAUCAUCAGCAACAGCCGCAGUAUGAAUAUCAAAAUGUCAAUUUCAAUAAUACAUUCAGCGUUUCCGAGAUGACAAACAAAUUGCAAAAGACCUCCAUAAAUGGUGGUGGUGGGGGCUCCUCUAAUCACAGCCCAACCAGCACUGCCACCACUGCCGGAGGUAUUUUAAAGAAUGGCAAUCGCAAUAGUUCGUCCAGCGGCAGUAGCAAUAAAUCCACUGAAAAGUCCAUUAAAUUCGGUUAAAUUUCAUGGAAGUGGUUUUUGGCGUUCGUUUUUUUUUUUUUGCUGUUGGUAAACCGUCACAAUUUGUGCGAAUUUAUUUGCAAUAUUUGUAGGUUUUAUUUUAAUGUUGUUGUAUAUUUUAUAUCAUAUAAAAAACAAUUAUUAAUAUUAUUAGUAUUUAUGUGAAUGCAAAGGUAUGAGGCCUGUGAAGGUGUAGUGCAUCGGGGAAACUUUUAAAACCCGUUUAACGAUCACGUUCAAGGAAUUUGGUUUUGAUGUUGUUUUUCAAUUUUUAGGCUAGAAUACAUUUAAUUUUAUAGUCAAAUUUAAAGCUACUUUGUCUACAUUUAUGUUAAGCAUUUUUAUAACAUACUUUAAGGCGCUUCACACAAUUUGUUAUCUGAAGAAAAUGGUUUAUAGUACAUAUUUAUAUAUUCAUAUUAUAAGUGUAAUAUAAAUUUAAUAUUUGUAUAUUAUUUACCAUUAUACACCAUAUAUUUUA
Messenger RNA from Musca domestica (house fly), 3664 nucleotides. Its product is annotated as myb-like protein I. The transcript is spliced from 8 exons. The record is from RefSeq and is a predicted model, not a curated record. Gene Ontology annotation, molecular function: protein binding. Gene Ontology annotation, cellular component: cilium; stereocilium tip; plasma membrane. Gene Ontology annotation, biological process: rhabdomere development. Lineage: Eukaryota; Metazoa; Arthropoda; Insecta; Diptera; Muscidae. The coding region runs from base 268 to 3183 and encodes 971 amino acids.